Zophobas morio is the source of this 1842-nucleotide messenger RNA. RefSeq names its product sodium-coupled monocarboxylate transporter 2-like. The coding region runs from base 1 to 1842 and encodes 613 amino acids. The record is from RefSeq and is a predicted model, not a curated record. Gene Ontology annotation, molecular function: symporter activity. Lineage: Eukaryota; Metazoa; Arthropoda; Insecta; Coleoptera; Tenebrionidae. Gene Ontology annotation, biological process: sodium ion transport; transmembrane transport. The transcript is spliced from 8 exons. Gene Ontology annotation, cellular component: membrane.
AUGUAUAGAUCUUACUGGUACAACCUCGAACAUGCACACAUCACCAUGAAUCAUUAUAACAAGCUACUAUGUCGCAUGUCGCAAACUUUUCAAAGUGAAGCUUUGUUCAUCAUCAUGUCGCCCACUUUAACCUGGUACGACUACAUUAUCUUCGCAGGCAUGUUGGUACUCAGUACCACAAUCGGAAUUUACUUCGGGUGUUUCGGAACUAAGCAAUCCACCAUCAGAGAGUACCUCAUGGGGAGCAAAAACAUGAAAGUGGUUCCGAUAGCGGUAUCAGUAGCAGUGAGCCAUAUUUCAGGUACUUUGCUUCUGGGAACGGUGGCGGACGUGUACAGAUACGGAGCUAGCAUCUGGCUAUACGUUGUAUCGUACACGAUUAUGGGUUUUCUUGCCGUCUAUGUGUACCUUCCAGUGUUCUUCAAUAUACAGGUUAGCAACAUUUAUGAGUACCUGGAGAAAAGAUUUGAUAAGAAAACGCGAAAGUUGGGAUUCGUGUUUUAUGUACUGUCUGAAAUUUUCACGUUUCCGGUGCAUGCGUACACGCCAUCUUUGACUUUUGCAACAGCUACUGGGAUUGAUGUUAAUGUGGUUGCUACCGUCUUAUGCUUGGUUUGUGUUUUUUAUACAUCGAUAGGGGGUUUAAAGACUGUGGUUUGGACGGAUUUUCUCCAAUUCGGGGUUAUAAUAGCCUGUCUUUUGACAGUUUUUGUGACAGGUCUUGAUGCGUCUGCGGGAAUAUCAUCCGUUUGGAAUACAGCAGUGGAUGGCCAGAGACUACAUGUUUUUAACUUCACUGUAGACCCCACGGCAAGAGAUAGCUUUUGGGGGUACGCCAUAGGUUCUACCGCAACAGCUAUCACCUUAACAAUCGUCCACCAAACCGGUGCCCAAAAAUUUCUAACAUUACCAACAUACAAAGACUGCAAACAGUCAGUCAUUUAUACUGCAUUCAGUAUGUGUUUAGUGCACACAUUCAGCGUUUCUAUUGGUUUGCUAACUUAUUCCAAAUACAAAGACUGUGAUCCUGUAACUAGCAAAAUAAUAUCAAAACACGAUCAACUUUUUCCGUAUUUCGUAACAGAUAUCGGUAGUAGCAUUCCAGGAAUUUCUGGUCUUUUCAUAGCGACCAUUGCAAGUGCAUCCCUUAGUUCUAUGUCGUCCAACUUGAACGCUUUAUCUGGUGUUUUAUACAAAGAUCUAGUGUGUUUAUUUUACAAAGAGAAGCCUUCAGAAAAACGGGGUAGCAACAUUCUGAAAAUGAUAGUACUUGUGGUGGGAGUUUUGUGUACUUGUUUGGUUUUUGCAGUGGAUAAACUGGGAGAAAUAAUUUCUGUUACUUUGACGGUUUGUGGAAUCACACAAGGACCUUUGCUUGGUGUUUUUACACUAGGAGUCCUUUUUCCAAUAGCUAACCACUAUGGGGCUUUCUACGGUAUGGUUGGGGGUUUUACAGCAGUAGCGAGUGUAGCACUUCCUGCUAAGUACUACCAGUUGAAAGGAUCGAUUAAAUAUCCUACUAAACCACUUUCGAUUAAUGGAUGUGCUCAUCAGAAUUUGGAUACUUCCAACUACACUUUUUCAAAUACAACUUUAAAUCCAAUGCCCGCAGUACCUAUUAUUUUCAGAAUAUCUUUUUACUAUUAUGUACUGAUUGGAAGCACCAUGACUGUAAUUGUUGGUUUAAUUAUUAGCUGUGUGACAAAACGGAACUCUACAAACGACAAGAACCUUCAAAGUCCUAUCAUACAUUCUUGUAUGUCCGCAAAAUGUGAAAAUGAGCGGAACGUAAAGUACAGUGGUAUAGAACAAGCGUUAGAAAUUCUCGAAGAAAAAAACUGA